Messenger RNA from Dimorphilus gyrociliatus, 2648 nucleotides. NCBI's taxonomy places the organism in Eukaryota, Metazoa, Annelida, Polychaeta, Dinophilidae. The record is from the annotation of a GenBank genome assembly.
AAUGUUUGAGUACGCAUAGCGCAUGCGUGCUCGAAAUUGGUUUUGCCGCUUUUUUAAAUUAAAACACAAAAACUUGUUGUAUAAUGCCUCAAAAACGCAGAAGCAAUGGUCAAAAUAUCGAAAAAUCAGAUCAAAACGAAGACACGGAAUUGUUCUUGACAGCCUUCGGAAAUCCAACGCAAAUUUAUCGUUACCUGGCAAAUAGACACCUUCACAAUCCUAUAUUUUUACAUCGAACUUUAAGCUACAUGAAAGGAAGAUGUUUAAGAUCUAAAAAUAAACGUUCGCUAAAAGAAAUUACCAAACAGCUACUUUCCAAAGCCACAAAAUUAGUCAACGAAAAUUAUUUAAAUAUAACCUUUACAAAUUUUAAAGAUGGCUCGAAACGAUCAAACAAGGAUGUAGAAAUAAAGAUAUCAAUUCUGAAACUUAAGAACUCUAAGAGAAAGACAUCAGAUAGAUCAUUUCAUCAAGUAACCAACUCUGAUGUAGGGAUAGUCACUCUGUGUAAGAAAGAUGCUUCAUCAGCUAUUUCUAUUUCUGCGGAGGAGUUUACAAAAAAUAACUCUUUCACUUUAAUGCUCAUAGUUCGUAGUAAAAAAAAUGAUGGAAGUUCUGUUGAAGAAUCUAGUGAAUAUUCUGAUUCUGGUGAUAAGAGACGAUUGAGAAGUCAAGUUCAAAAUCAUGAUGAUCAUGAUGAUCGCUUUUACUCGGCCAAUUAUUUUGCAACUCUUGAAGUGUUCAAUAAUAGACGAAAUUGCCUUUUAGAAGACGGUUACUAUGAAGUAUUACUUAAACACCCUAAACAUUCAGACAUAGUGGACAUAGACAAAACAGAAAUUGCAGAGUCUUUAAAAAAAAAUGCCUCUUGGCAAUCUGUUGGUGAUGGUCGUCGAAUAGAAGCUUUUGAGAUGAGUAAUCAUCAACCUACAAUUUCCUUCAGAGUACAGUGGUCAAAUGAUUCAGAAAUGACAAAUAGAAGUUCCCCAAUUACCCGACAACAUAAAUUAAAUGGAGCACUUAGUAUAAAAGAACAAAAGAAACUAUCAACUUUGAAUAAUCAUUUGCAUUCUUCGACAUCAAAGAAGAUUUUUUAUCAAUUUAUGUAUACAGACUCAACAAGACAACACACCGAAAGCGGAGAUAACUUGAAUUGUCCUUGGUGUCAUGUUAAAUGUCCGUCAAUGUACUCCCUAUUAAAGCAUCUCCGUUUAUGUCAUCCAAGAUUUCUAUUUACUUUUACAGACAAUCCUAAAGGAGCAAAAAUUGAUGUUGUUAUAAAUCAUUGUUAUGACGCCUACUUGGAAAUAGGUUCAGUGAUUGAUAUUCACUCUAAUACCGGAAUAAGUCGAAGUCGGUUUGGUCCAACUAAAAAAAAACCAACGACAUCUUUACUCGUCGCUGGACCCAACAAUCCACCAUAUCAAAUGUCUGAAUUUUUUGAUAGGGAUGUUGAUAAUUGCCGUCGAUUAGUCGACGUUGUUGGUCAUAAUAGAUUAUAUUAUCAUUCUGCAACCUGCCGUCCAAUUGAUGAACAAGAGGCUGAUGUUGAUUCUGAGGAGGAGAACGACCCUCAAUGGUUAAGACAUAAGAUGCAAAAAAUGAUAAGCGAUUUCUCAGAUGUUAACGAAGACGAAAAGAAAAUGAUGAUGUUAUGGAAUACGCAUAUGAUGCCAGGUAAGUAUACAAGCGAUAGUUCAAUGGUUCAAGCCUGUGAAGAUUUAAUAAGAAAAAAUAUAUUUGAGCUCAUACCCAUUCAACGUAAUUUCAUUCUGCAUCUAUCAAAUAUGUAUGAUUUUGGUUUGUUGGAUGGUGAAAAGAGAUUUAGCCAUACCGUAAAGUUUGAGGAUAAUGACUUCAAUUUGAAAUAUUUAAACAAUGAAUACGAGGGUAUUGCCGUCUUUGGAAUGACAAGAGCAAAGGCUAAAAAUGCCUUUAGCCGAAAUAUGCUAAAACAAUUUCAAGAUGCUGUUGAAACAGUCAAACAUGAUACAGCAAUAAGGGUUGUCAUAGUAAGAAGUGAAAUACCCGGAAUAUUUUGUGCAGGGGCUGAUCUAAAAGAGAGAGCUAAAAUGGCUCCCGAAGAGGUUGGCCCUUUCGUCUCAAAAUUACGCUUUUUAAUAAGCGAAAUGGACAAUCUACCUGUUCCAACGAUUGCAGCCAUAGAUGGUGCUGCCCUCGGAGGCGGUUUAGAAAUGUCUCUAUCAUGCGAUAUGCGAGUGGCCUCCUCAUCAGCUAAAAUGGGCUUAGUUGAAACGAAAUUGGCAAUCAUACCUGGGGGUGGCGGAACCCAAAAGCUUCCCAGAGUAAUUGGCGUAUCCAAGGCAAAAGAGUUAAUAUAUACCGCCAGAGUCCUAGAUGGAAAACAGGCCGAAGAAAUUGGUUUGGUAAAUCACUGCGUGCCGCAGAACGAAAUCGGCGAUGCAGCUUACAACAGGUCUCUUGAAUUAGCUAAAGAAAUUCUACCUCAAGGACCUAUAGCUGUUAGAAUGGCGAAGCAAGCUAUUUCUAAGGGAAGCGAAGUAGAUUUACAAACUGGCCUUUCAAUCGAACAAUACUGUUACGGUUUAAUAGUACCGACAAAAGAUAGAAUUGAGGGUUUGACUGCUUUCCGAGAGAAGCGCGCGCCCGUAUAUAAGGGACAUUAG